Molecule: messenger RNA, 1422 nt
Organism: Caenorhabditis remanei
Lineage: Eukaryota; Metazoa; Nematoda; Chromadorea; Rhabditida; Rhabditidae
Exons: 5
Coding region: 1-1422 (473 amino acids)
Cellular component (GO): cytoplasm
Molecular function (GO): sphingomyelin phosphodiesterase activity
Source: RefSeq, a predicted model, not a curated record
AUGGCCACCCUUGGCUCGGAGCCGACUGAAAACGACUCGUUGGAGAGUGGAAAAGUGGAGGAAGUGGUCGAAGAACCCGUCUAUCGGAGGGAAUCAUUUGCCGCGUUGAGGAGGAUCGAAAUUCAAGAAUUUUGUAUCAUAACCACAAUUCUUACAAUCUGGCGUGCCGUGGACGUUGUUUUCGACGAAGUUCGUGUUUUGAACAACGUGGCUCCCCGUCAACUGCGUGUCGUCACUCUAAACGCGUGGUGUCUCCCACAACCAUGGCCAAUCGGAUCGACGGAUCGAGUUCAUCGACUCAAUAAAAUUGGUGAAUACAUGAUAGAAGAGCUCUACGAUAUCGUCGGUCUCCAGGAGUUGUGGUCCUACCACGAUUUUGUGAAACUCUCCGAACAAUGCUCCUCAGUUUAUCCGUAUUUUCAUUAUUUUCAUUCGGGAUUCACUGGUUCCGGUGUCUGCGUCUUCUCACGUCAUCCGAUUGUCUCCACGUUGACUUCUCGAUAUUCGCUGAACGGAUUCGCUCAUCAUAUUCAUCGUGGCGAUUGGUUUGGUGGAAAAGUCGUCGGUCUGACGGAAGUGGAGAUUGAUGGAGAUCUACGUGUCAAUUUCUAUACGACACACUUACAUGCUGAGUAUGAUAGGGAGAACGAUUUGUAUCUGCCACAUCGCACGUCACAGAGUUUCGAACUCGCCCAAUUCGUGCGUCACACCUCGCGAAGCGCCGACGUCGUCAUAGUGACUGGAGAUCUGAAUAUGGAACCGUGUGAUCUUGGAUUCCGAAUGAUUCUCUCACACGCGAAACUAUUCGAUGCGUGGAGAAUGAGUCAUGAAGUGGAGAACGAUGAGGCAGAUGGAGGAGAAUUGUUGAAACACCGAGGAAUUGCCAAAGGAGGCACUUGUGAUCGACCCGAUAAUUGUUAUACGAAACGGGCGUUGAAAUUGGCGGACGAAAGCAAACGAAUCGACUACAUUCUAUUCAAAUCGGGUCGUUGCAAUGUCAAAUUGGAGGAAUGUGAGAUCACACUGAAUCAGAUUCCCGGGGAUGAGAGAGAGAUGAACUAUUCGGAUCACGUUGGAUUACGUGCUCGAUUCACGAUAGACGAUCGAUUUAGACAUGAGAGAUCAGUUAACACGUGGGAACCAAAUCGUCCAUUGCUUAUCGAGGCGAUUGGAAUUGUGUCUGGAGGGGAGAGACGCGCGAGAACCGACAGAAUAUUCUUUCUGAUUCUCGCUGCGAUUUGUUUGAUUCUGAUUCUCGGAUCGCUGUUCUUCGAAGUGUUUCCUAUGGGUUUCGCUGUUUUGAGAUUCGCGUUAACGGUGCUCGGCGUUUUCUUCGUUUGGCAGGGACUUAUUGGGUUGACGUUGGAGAGGAAGGCGUUGAAAGCGGCCAAACAGGCGAUGCAACAGAUUUUGAAUAAUUGA